GGCGCAUGCAUGAUGCAUGCAGGGCAGAUACGGAUACCGGAUGGAGUUUUAUUACCGUACGUGUAACAUAAGCAUGUCUGAAGUGUACUGAAGUGUAAGACACUCUAUUCCAAACAACUCAAAAUGAGUUCCUGUUAAGAAUCAAAAUACUUUCAGUAUUCAACCAAGGGGCUUCAAGAUGGUAUCUGCCUGUCUUUGAAGGCAACAUGAAUAUCACAUCAGCACAAUGACAAUUCCAGUGUCAUUUAAGAGUGUUCUUCACUAGUUCUUGUUUGGCCAUGGUUUAGGCUGGUCCAAAAAAAAAAGUGUGAACAUUUUUGCAGUCUUCCAAGAUGGCAAACAGCAGUGACCCAUCUAAAAUUCACCACAGUCACAAGGAUCAGACAGCUGGAGUGAAGAAACUUGGAAAGGGCCAACUGGCCAGAAACCUGCACGAGAAAUUCACAGCGCAAAAUGAGGAGAGAGAGUGGGUGGACGCUCUCCUGGACUGCAGUCCACAAGAUGAGACGUUGGAUGCCAUAGUCAACUGUUACAGCUGGGAUGAAGUGUCCACGGGAUGGAGACCAGCAGUUCCAAACCCCACAUAUGUCAGUCGUGUUGCAGAAAAGAAGGACAGCGAAAAAGAGAAAGAAAAAGACAGUGCAAAGAAUAGGAACACUCAAAAGUUGAUUGCAUUCCAGAGUGAUCUAUCGUGGAAACAGUGUAUAGAACCAGGAACUUACCGAUAUGUGUACCGAUCAGCCUAUGCUGGUGUGCCGAGGAAGAAAACCUUCAAUAAGGGCCCAGUGAAAAGGCCCAUGGACGCCAACCUCAAGGAGCACAUACGAAAGGUCAAAGAGCACCUGGAAAAGGUUCUUGUUCAGCAGGCUUCGCCCAGGUCUCAACAAAGGCCACUGGGAGCUGUUCACAACCACGGGGACUAUGUCACAUCCUUAAUAAGAGAGGCUAAACCCAACAGAACUCAACCGCUCCCUGAUGUCACCUACUCACCCAAACCCAAUCAUCCAAAUGAGGAUCAAACCCAGACAAAAGUGCCCAAUGUCGGAAUAACCUACACCGUCAAGCGGGGCAGUCCCAUCCAGAAGUCCCAAAAGUCAAGCCCCUUGCCACAUCCCCCGCCUGCACAUACUGAGAACAAAAUGCCACACGAUCUUGUUGCCGCACUGGGCUCCAAGUUGAAUGAUCUCAUCCAGCAGGACAGCUUCAAAACCAGACUAAAAACCACGAGACACUCCAAGCCCAAAGCCCAGGAGAAACUGAGGUCUAGCUAUGAGAAGUUUACAGUUCCCGUUCAAGUGGAGUCUCCCAACUUGAAGCCGCUGGUCAAAGUCACUGCUGGCCAACGACAAAUCCGUGAUGAUAAUGAAAUCAUUGGAGCCGUAGCGAAAAUGAACAAACAGGCCACUUCAGAAGCUGAUGAAAACCGUCCAACUCACCACCUGUCCCAAACUCUAAAUAGAGAAAAUUUGAGAAUACCUGAACAAGAAGUGAAGGAGGCUUCCCAAGACCACAGCUUUGUGAAACUGGACCCUACGAACAAGAACUUCUUCACCUCUGGGAUCGCGGGCAAAGCCGUGAGCCCAAUGGAAGUUCAAGUGCAGAUGCAGAGCCUCGCGGGGAUUUCAACUAUGCUGGGCAAGAAUCCUGUGGAGGUCAAGAAGAGAGGGACACUGUAUCCCCAGAAGCAGGGAUCAAGUGUCCCCAGUGGGAGGGGCGAUGCAGGCUUUGCCCUCUCCAAUCACCUAGGCAACCCACUGCACCGGGGUGUGGUGGAUCGUGGAGUGGCAGGGGCUAUUGCCUCAGAGCUCCUACCUGGUAUCAACGGACACAAAAUCCGUUUCCCAGUGCAACAAAUGUACCGCAUCAUCUGAAACCAUUCAUUCUUUGUUUUAGAAAUGUAUUCCCGUCAUUUUGCCCCUUAGCCCCAAGAUGUGCAGAUGAUACAAAAUGAUCGAGUUUGGUUUGUUUGAAAUAUUUGAGAACAUCAAAACAAGUGCACGAGGUUGGUCAUCAGGGAAGGUUUGUGCCAAUUCACAUUCACUAAGCAUAUUCACUUGCGUUAUGUCAGAUACUUAAUAUCAAAUAACCUUGCCUUUUUCAAAUACUGAACUGGCUCAUUGUGAAAACACUUGGUACAUGGACUAUGUACAUUACCCGACCCUCUACUGAAUCUCAAAUACUUGAAAAUUUUAGCCAUUUCAUCACAUUGUUUAGUAUUUUAGAUUUGGAAUAUUUCUUAAUCUGAAAAGCUGUAUUUUUUAUGUGAAGCUAAAAUUUCCAAAAUUUUCUGGAGGUGAAGCAGAGGUCCUCAAUACAUUGUUAUUCACCAGCCAGGAUUUGAGUUUGCAGAGGCUUUUUGUCAAUAUGUGGUACCUCAUUUACAGUCAUUCAGAGUACUCAAAUUUUUGGACUGUAAAUGUGCAAUAUCACAUUUGUAGUUGGCAAGUUUUGUACAAAAUUGCUUUCGUGUAAAAUUAUAUGGACACUGUUUUAAACCAUAUUUCUGAAACUCCUGCAAAAUUCCAAACGCACCACCGGAGAUCACACCUAGGCAUUUUGUGCCCCAGGUAUGAGCAGCAUUAAGUUAUGGCCAAUGGGAUUUAGGGGCAUAAAUACAAACAGAAAACAUUUUUAGUUAAACGGAUCACAUUCUGGAACAAGUUGUAUAGGGGCCUGCAUUGACAUACAUGUACGUGUAUUUAUGUUAAUAGCAGGGUUUUUUAAUGGCUACCAUUCACUGACAACAGAGUAACCUGAACUGUUUGUGGAAUGUGAACCCUCUUUCAGUCAUAAGAGUUACAAUCACAAUUCCAUUCACUUUCCCUUGCUACACUUUAUGCAUAGGCUAGUCAGCAGCAGUCAGAUUAUAAAUCUGGUUGGUACUGUUACCACUCAAAUUCCUUCAACAGAAAAAAACAGACAACUAGUACACGUACAACUAUUAGCAGUAGACCCUGGUAGACUGGUAAAUGCUGCUAGCAAAAAGUGGCAUGUUAGUCGUCCACAGUCAAAGCGCAGCUAUACCAAGUUAUAUUAUUAGUCGUAGCCAGUUAUUUCUGCUUUAUAUUGGGAGGAGUCUUUAAACUGUUAAAAACAGUCACUUAACUGAUUUGACUAACAUUUUGAAUCGACAUCUUCAGACUUCAGUUGACUAGAUUUUGUCCAGAAUAGAUGUUUGCAUAAAAAGAUUUGGCCAUAGAAAUUCAACCCUUUAAUCCGAAAAAAAAUACAAAAUGCAGGCAGCUGCUUUGCAGUAGAUUGUUUGCACAGGAGCAGGGGUAUCUACAAGUUUAUUUAUUUUCCGAACUCAGAAUAAACAGGAUUCAUACAUAUAAGUGGAUGAACAUGUAUGUGUACUAUGUAGAGUGAUCGACAGGUACAUGUACAUCAUGAACUUGCACAUGUCCAUGCCAACGCACUGAGUACCAGCUGUCGGCCAGUUGCUAAAGCAACAAGCCUGUGACCGAUGAA
Messenger RNA from Acanthaster planci (crown-of-thorns starfish), 3471 nucleotides. RefSeq lists its product as uncharacterized. NCBI's taxonomy places the organism in Eukaryota, Metazoa, Echinodermata, Asteroidea, Valvatida, Acanthasteridae. The record is from RefSeq and is a predicted model, not a curated record.